This is a messenger RNA of Neodiprion fabricii, 1187 nucleotides long. RefSeq names its product excitatory amino acid transporter 3-like. The transcript has 8 exons. Bases 371 to 1171 code for a protein of 266 amino acids. The record is from RefSeq and is a predicted model, not a curated record. Gene Ontology annotation, molecular function: L-glutamate transmembrane transporter activity; neutral L-amino acid transmembrane transporter activity; glutamate:sodium symporter activity. Gene Ontology annotation, cellular component: plasma membrane. Gene Ontology annotation, biological process: L-glutamate transmembrane transport. Lineage: Eukaryota; Metazoa; Arthropoda; Insecta; Hymenoptera; Diprionidae.
UAUUAUAGGAAGCAUUGGAAUCAAUGCGCUCUACUACUAUACAGUGACAACCACAUUGGGAAUAGUUCUAAGCCUGACACUUGUGGAAACUAUACGACCUGGCGAAUGGCAAAACGAUAAGAAUGUAACAUUUACAGAAUCUACGAGGAACUUUCUCACGACAGAUACUCUACUGGAUCUACUUAGAAAUUUAUUCCCGGACAAUUUAAUAAAAGCAUGCCUGGCACAAUAUCGCACUGUUUUGAAGGAACCUGAGAAUGAUACCACAGUGCCUAUUUCUGAGUGGGUUGUUGAGAGCGAGUACACAGAUGGAACCAACGUACUGGGAUUAGUAUCUUUCAGCUUGAUACUGGGACUUGCUUUAGGAAAAAUGGGGUCAAAAGGAAAGCCAGUAUUAGAUUUUUUUCAAACACUUUCCGAGGCCUCAAUGAUUAUUAUGAACUGGGUUGUAAUGAUAGCUCCAAUCGCAGUAGUUUUCCUGAUCCCGGGAAAAAUUCUGAGCAUAGAAGACUUCAAAGUAAUGAUUGCUCGAUUGGGUAUUUACGUUAUGACGGUCUUUAUUGGUCUAAUUUUCCAUGGCUUUGUUACUUUGCCACUGAUUUAUUUCGCGUGUACAAGAAAAUCCCCGUACAAGAUUAUUUUAAAAAUUGGACCAGCGAUUGUUACUGCGUGUGGAACUUCAUCGAGUACUGCCACUGUGCCAACUACAAUUCAAUGCCUUGACAGGAUAGGGAUUGAUCAAAAAGUCUCCAGAUUUGUUGCCCCAAUUGGCGCUACGAUAAAUAUGGAUGGUAUUGCACUUUACGAAGCACUUGGAGCAAUCUUUAUUAUACAACUGAGAGGAUUAAAUUUUUCACUAGCCAGAAUAAUAGCAAUCAGUGUAACGUGCACAAUAUCAUGCAUUGGUGCAGCUGGUUUACCGAACGGUGGCUACGUAAUGCUAGUGGUGGUAUUAAAUUCGGUCGGAGUACCAGCUGAGGAUGUGAUGCUGAUCAUUGCUAUCGAUUGUCUAGUAGAUCGUUUCCGGACAGCUAUCAAUAUUAUUGGAGAUGCACUGUGUGCAGGAAUUAUCUCACACCAUACAAAGGACACUGUGGAUCAUGUCGAUUUGCAGGAUGCAGCAUCUACACUCUUAGGAGUUAAGGAUGUAGAAAAAAAUACCAAGGAUUAAAAAUCAUUACAAAUAG